Messenger RNA from Chironomus riparius, 1602 nucleotides. Lineage: Eukaryota; Metazoa; Arthropoda; Insecta; Diptera; Chironomidae. The record is from the annotation of a GenBank genome assembly.
AUGAAGUCACAAUUCUUGAUUAUAUUUGUUAUGCCUUUGCUCAUUUUUGAUGCGAAUUCUCUUAAUAUCCUCUUUACCAGUGAACUUGCAAGUCCAAGUCAUCACAUUUUCAAUAGUGCUUUAGCUCGAGCUCUUGCUGCUCAUGGACAUAAUGUCACUUUUAUAUCAGCUGACCUUGUCAAAAAUCCACCAGAAAAUUUACACUAUAUUCACAUGGAAUACCAAUAUCAAAUGAUGGAUGAUUUCAUGCCAGGUGUAGAUGUAGCAACAUUCUUCAAAGAAUUUAUAAAUAUGGGCAGACUUACGAAUAUGAUCAUGAUGAGUGGAUUUGGAUAUGAAGUAUGCACAGAAUUGACCAAAAACAAGGGAUUCUCUGUAAUAAUGAAUUAUCCAGAUGACUUUAAGUUUGAUUUAAUGAUCUACGACUACACAAUGCUACCGUGCAUGUUGGGGCUUCUUCAUAAGUUCAACUACCCACCGCUUGUUGCAAUUUCAGCAUUCUGUAAUCCAUUUACGACAGCUGAUAUUUUUGGUGGUGAUAAACUUGGAUUAACUGUUAAGCCACAUUAUAUGCUCAGUUAUGAUAGUGAUAUGAACAUUUUACAAAGAUUGGACAACGGAUUUUUGAACUUUUUUGAGUCAUUAAUCAGGAAGUAUUACUCACUUCCAGCGAUUGACAAACAAAUGAAAGCUAUGUAUGGCUCAGACCUUCCUUAUGUUGGUGACAUUGAGAAACGCGCGCAAAUUGCUCUUGUUAACUCACAUCCAGCAAUAGAAUUUGCAGAGUCACUUCCUCCAAAUGUCAUUGAAAUCGGUGGGAUGCAAAUUGCUGAGCCAAAACCUGUUGAGAAGGAACUUGAUGAGUUUUUAAAUAAUGGCAAGAAAGGAUCAGUUUUGAUGUCAAUGGGAUCGAAUUUCAAGUCAGAAUACUUAGAUGAAUCAGUCAUCAUUUCAAUUGUCGAGGCAUUCCGUCAAUUGCCUGAAUAUAACUUCAUUUGGAAGUUUGAAAACACUGACAAAAUCAAGGAACUCCCCAAAAAUCUGAUGAUCCGUCCAUGGCUGUCACAAAAUGACAUUUUGGCUCACAAAAAUGUAAAAGCUUUCAUUUCACACUCAGGAAUGCUGUCUACAUUGGAAUCAACAUGGCAUGGAGUUCCAAUUGUUGGCAUUCCACUGUUUAUGGAUCAAAUCAGGAACUUAAAAAAAUCUGAAAAUGCUGGCGUAGCUGUAAAAGUUGAUCUUCAAACAAUUACAACAGAGAAAUUAAAAUCAGCACUUCUUGAAGUUCUCGAAAAUCCAAAAUAUACGCACAAUAUGAAAUUGAGGUCGGAGCUGUUUAAAGACCAGCCACAAAAGCCAAUGGAUCGUGCUGUUUGGUGGUGCGAAUAUGUCAUGAGAAAUCCUAAAGCAACGCAUUUGAGGCCCAAUGAAUUUAAUUUUGGAUUACUUGGGUCUCAUUUCUGGGACAUCCAAUUAAUUUCAAUAGUUUUGAUUGUCUUGGCUUUCAAGGUCUUAAGAUGUGUUUGUAGAAAAGUUUGUUGUAAAAUUUGUAGUAAAUUCGGUAAAUGUAAGAAAUCAGAUGAGAAGAAGAAGAAGGAAUAG